Cladophialophora carrionii CBS 160.54 is the source of this 564-nucleotide messenger RNA. RefSeq lists its product as uncharacterized. The record is from RefSeq and is a predicted model, not a curated record. The transcript has a single exon. The coding region runs from base 1 to 564 and encodes 187 amino acids. NCBI's taxonomy places the organism in Eukaryota, Fungi, Ascomycota, Eurotiomycetes, Chaetothyriales, Herpotrichiellaceae.
AUGCCUUCUUCCCAGUACAGACAUGAAACCACCGGCUCUGGAAGCCGACAUGGUCAAUCUGUGCGUGAAGCUAGUGGCCGCCCGGGCGAAGUCCGUGUGAUAUCUUACCGCGAUGCAGAAGGCGUUCAACGAGUCGUCAGACUGGAGUACAGACCUGAUGUUAUCCUGGAGGAGCGCCGCCCUAGGAAUGCCACUGCAUUUGAAGAGCCACCGCAGUCUCUAUCAGGAGCAUACAUCCGACGUGCUGCGGCCCAUGAGCCAGCCUCUCAAGACGUCGACCACAGUACGCAUCUUCGUCACGACAACCUGGUCGCUCCGCGGGCCGCCAGGAGUCACCCUUCGGUGUGGAUCGAGUUCAUGAUGCAUCGAGACGCUCUGGAGGAGCAACUGGCGCGGCUAGACAAUUCAAUGUCCGCCCUGUAUACGAGGAGCGCCGUCCCCGCUACAUCGACGACGCUCGAAGAUACGGUCAUCAGCCGAGCUACCAGCCGAGUGAACGAGAACAACAUCCCGAUCAUCGACCGGCUCGACGACAAGAGAAAGAGCGAUAUUAACAAAGUAUGA